Moneuplotes crassus is the source of this 900-nucleotide messenger RNA. NCBI's taxonomy places the organism in Eukaryota, Ciliophora, Spirotrichea, Euplotida, Euplotidae. The record is from the annotation of a GenBank genome assembly.
UGCAGGAUCAAGACAUCCCUACUGAACAACAGGAUAUUGAAAAAAUCUUGAAGUACAUCAAAGAAGAAGAUGUUAAUAAGGAAUGUGUAGAUUUGCCUUCCAAAACAUUUUUCUUCAACCCGAUUCAUCGCAAAUAUCUAUUUCUAAAGUACUGCGAGAGUUAUAUCUCAAAAUACCAAGAGGUAAAUCCUUUGUGUCAAAAUAGAUGAUCAUCAAAGUUUCACAAGAUCUUACUGAAGAGGACCAGGACCUGAAAGAAGAGCUAAAGCAAGAACAUUUAGAGGAUUAUUUGAAAGAAUAUGAGAGAAUCAACUCUUCAAAAGCUAAAACUGGCAAGGAAAACAAAGCUUUGUUCAAAAGAGCUAAAAAGCUAUAUACUCAGGUUAAGAAAUCAGCAGAAGGCUUUAAAAAUUCUUACCUCUACAAAGAAACAGCAUUGAGAACAUAUGAUAGGGUUCCUUGUAGCAUAAGAUCAAUGCAAGAAUAUAUCUUCCCAACCUAUCCAUUCCAACUCUCCAGUGGAUUCCACAUGACUAGCCUAAAGGAGACCAGAAACAUUCUCAAAACGACAUCUAUAGAUCUUGAUCAGGCCAAAAAUAUCGAUCUCCCAAAUCUGAAAGCCGAGAACAAAGAUUUGAAGGAGAAAUACAAGAAAUAUAAGAAACUAGCUCAUAAGUACAAAGGCAUGGAGAAGUACAAAGAAAUUUGCAAGAAAUUAAAAGCCCUGAAAAACAAGAAGAUUGCUAUAAGCUCCGAUAGUAGUGAUGAAGUUAUAGACUCAGAGUUCAGCAGUUCCUAUUAUGAGAACAGUCUUAUCAACCAAAGAGUCGACUUGGAUAGUCUUUUAGACCAGAGCUUUCCAGAAUAAAUCUUUUAAUUUCAAUUUAGAUGGAUAUUUUA